This is a messenger RNA of Didymella exigua CBS 183.55, 3051 nucleotides long. RefSeq names its product SAM and PH domain-containing protein. The transcript has 3 exons. Gene Ontology annotation, molecular function: protein binding. The coding region runs from base 288 to 2726 and encodes 812 amino acids. Lineage: Eukaryota; Fungi; Ascomycota; Dothideomycetes; Pleosporales; Didymellaceae. The record is from RefSeq and is a predicted model, not a curated record.
UUCGUGUCUAUCUUAGACUCGGGAACUCUCACUGGAGGAUACAACCCGGUAGAUGUGCUCUCUCCGCACAGUAGGACUGUGACAGAUUCGAGCCACCAGCAUCCACAGUCUAACGGUCGCUCUGCCACUGUCUACAAGAACACCUGCAAGCGCCCUCCACCCGAAAGGUCUUUUUCCGAUUUCCCAACGUUGUUCUGACACCGUGCGCGUGCCAUGCUUGAGACAUCCGCCCGGAUACACUGCUAGACUGCCAGACAACCGUUUGUUUGAGUGCGCAAACCGUGAUUAUGCAGGCCAUGACACCCAUUACCCCGUUAGAAUCGGGCGUAGAGAUGUUCGAGAGGGCUUUAAGAGGGAAGAGCAGAGACUCACUCUUCUCCUCACACCUUACAGUGCGGUCCUCGCUCGAGCGACCAGUCUCAGGGAUAAGCGUCGCAUAUACCGAUAUUGAGGAUGAUUCCAGCGACUUCGAGGAAUACAGUGGCUCAUCGAGCGACAACAGACGCAGCCAAACUACCAUCUCAACCUUUGAAGAAGUACGAACACCAGCAGACGAUGUUAGACCGCAGUAUGCUCAGUGGUAUUUACCAAAGGCUGUCGAAGGACCUCGAGGCCCGCAUCUCUUCCGCGCCUCGGUAUCCUCAAAUGACUUCGACUACGCUCUGCAGAUGUCGCCUCUCCUUCCUAAGGAUAUGCCCUCCCGUUUCUUGUCGUCGACCAGAGAACCCACACCGGCUACCAUUGUUCCGCAACAUGAGUACAACAACAUUGCGUCUGCGGUCGCGCAUCUGGACAACGCCGAGGUGCGCGCCUGGAGCUCGCGCGAUGUUGCGACAUGGAUGUAUCAGAAUGGAUUUGAGGACGAUGUGAUCGACAAGUUCGUUACUCACGAUAUCACUGGCGCAGUGUUGUUGGACUUGCAGUUUGACGAUCUGAAAGAGCUGGAGAUUCAGUCGUUCGGCAAGAGGCAUCAGCUGUGGCACCAGAUCGACUCCCUGCGCACAGCAGAUGGCUUGGCUUCUCCCAUUGCUCCUGCGCCCAUCCCCACCCCAUUCGAGGACAUUGAGCGCCCGUGUACCGAGGCGAGGGAGAGAUCGAAGAGCAAGGGCCGUGGUGGACGACGCCGACGCAAUUUUGGAGACGACUUGAUCACACCUGCCGAGUCCGUAUCGAUCGUGGCCAUUGAGCAACUACUACCCAAGCCCCACGUGUGUGCGAAGGGAGAGCGAUGCGCGAAGUGGAAGAAGCAACAACGCCAGCUAGCCAGGCUUCAAGAAGAGCACGGGUUCCCCAUCUCUCCGGAAAAGGGUGGCAAGAUAUUCAUCGCUGGAGAUCCAGGCAAUGCCCACACCGCACAGCGCGCUGUCGAGAACGUACAUCGUCCAAUCUCCGACGCAGCACCAUCAGUAAUCGUCCCUUCCGUGGUGGCAUCCUCUGAUAUUCUUGGCCCCGGUCAGCUGCCAGAGUUCAGCUUGCAAGACCUCCAGAAGCUGGAGCAGCGCGAUCCCCAGGACCAUGUGCGACACUUCCUAUCACUCCAGGGUAUGGAUCACCCCUUUGCGACUGCCACACCGAUUGAGGCCCCGCCAACGCCGCCGCUGGACAUGUUCCCUCCCCGCCCGCAGCUUGUAAUACCGCAAACUCAGCACUACCCACAAAUCUCGGCUUUUUCAGCAUCCACGUCUGCUCACACGAUGAGAUUCGAUCCUGCCACCCUCCCAACCCCCGUCCUGUACUCUCCAGACACGACACCCGCCCCACAUUCAAAUCUCAGGAGUCUUCCGAAGCUCACUAUACCACGUUCCAUGUCUGCCCAGCCACAAGGUAACCCACGCCAUCCCGUACCACAAAGCUCGUACGUCGCACCAGACACCGCUUUUUCGCCCGCUUGCGAAACGGCCGUUACACCAGGCGGCAUCUACCGAUUCGGUACACCAGCCUCCAUGAUGGACGUGCCCGUAACGGCCGUCCACGUCGAGCCUGUAGCCCGUGACGCGAGCCAGUCCGUGCCACCCAACAUGCAGUACAAGAUCCAAAUCCAGAGGGCCGGAUCGCGCAGCGAGCGACGCCGCCCAUCGCUGAACAUGCCAGCGCUCAAUGAGAACCAUGUGUUCACACCCACCGGUGCCCACUCAGACGACGACACCUACCGUGGCACACAGUUCUUCGACAACAGCCCCGCUUCGUCGCCGAGCAGGGAGACUGAGCUCGCCAGCAUACAAGAGGCUGGCGACAGACUUGCACCGCUCCCAAGCAAGGGUGGCUUCGAGUACAAGGGCAUCAACCACCACGGUUGGAUGAAGAAGCGCAAGACCAAGAUGCUGCGUCACGAGUGGCAAGACCACCACUUCCGCCUCAAUGGCACAAUGCUGGCCAUGCAUCCUAACGAGCUGCCUUCUUCGUCCGCGCUGCAGACCAUCGACGUCGACGACUACGCUGUCGCAUGCUCGUCGCUCGCAUCAAACAAGCUCUCUGCAAAGCUCCGCGCGCUCAGACUGUCGUCCAGCAAGAAGGAGGAAAUCCUCGCCAACCCGUCGGCGUUCGAGUUCCAGCUCGUCCCCACCGUUGGCGAGGCCAAGAGGGUCAUGCCCCACGGUAAGGUGCAUCACUUUGCUACCAAGGGGCGUGACGAGCGCAUCGACUGGAUGCGCGAGCUGAUGCUAGCCAAAGCGCUCAAGGCGAGGAACGAGGGCUAUGAAGUCACCGUCAACGGCGCCGGCAUGUGAGCCCAAUGUGUUCGCACAUUUUCUCGUUUUGAUGUUCAGUUUGCAGCAUUUUCUUUUCUUGACAGAUCAUGACCGCUAUUAUACCCUUUCGAGUAUCUCGUUUCGUUUCCUCUCCUCUCUUUCGUUCACUAGCAUAGCAUAGCAUAGCAAAGACUUCACGGUGAAUAGACCGCAAGGUCUGCAGUUAAUGGCAUCUCGAGCAUAUUAGGUUAAUACACAAAAGCCGUCGUUACGUCGGUACAGAAUUAAGUCGAAGACGAUGGAGGAUUGGAGGAGUAGUGGGCGAUAGGUAGCAUGCAUGAAUCAACGAAGUCUUACGAAUCAA